AAUCCCAGCAAAGAGGAUGCGCUCCUGUCCCAACCUGUGCUUUGUUUUCUCAGUGUUGUAGGUUCCAGCUCCAUCAUUGCCUACGCCGUCUUUCAGAACGCGGUGCGGUCCCCCGAGGUUCGCCCACUUUUCUACCUGAGCCUCUGCGACCUGUUUCUGGGCAUGUGCUGGCUGGCUGGAACGCUCCUCUACAGCACCCCGACCUCGCAGCAGGACCUCAUCUGCUAUAACCUGCAGGCGACAGGACAGAUAUUCUAUGUGGCCUCUUUUCUGUACACCGUCAACUACACCUGGCACCUCUACAUGGACCUCAAGGUGAAAUACAAUCAGAACCUUUUCAGGAUGCCCCCCCAGGUUGUGGAUUAUGCGAGCUGCGUCGGCCGGAUAGCAACGAUCUCGUCCAGCCUCAUCCCUUUCCUUCUCAUGGUGCCUGUGUUUUGCCUGGGCAACAGCAGUGAUUGCUACCAGAACUUCAGCCAGAAGCACGGAUGUCUCCUGAUGCACAUGGAGAUAGCCGUGCCCUCCAGCGAGCCGCAGACCCUCAGCGGCUCUGUCUGCCGGGCGAUGCAUUUCUACGGCAUCGGAGUCUUCCUCAUUUCCUUCCUCAUCAGCUUUGUAGCCAUCCUGGUUAUACUCAGUCAAGCCCGAGGUUUGUACAAAAGGUUUGUGAACUCCACCGGAUUCCUGGGGGACCAGCAGUGGGCCAUGAUUAAGAUGGUGGAGCAACGAGUGGUUUUCUACCCCAUCGCGUUCUUCUGCUGCUGGGCCCCAGCUGUCCUCCUUGGAAUACUGCAGCUGACAGUGUCAACAAACAGCAAGAUCUACAUGGCUCUUCUCAUCCUGCAGGCUCUGACAGCAGCUUCCCAGGGGCUUCUGAACUGCAUCGUGUACGGCUGGACGCAGCACAUCUUCCUCUCCCUCAAACGCAACGCCUGCCGGGACGUCGACACGCAGACUCCCCUCCUGCGCUCCCAGAAGAAGUUCUACGCCAGCACGCUCCCCGCCAGCCCGCCAGACGCCGAGGGGUCCACGUCCACCCUGCUCUGA
Pterocles gutturalis (yellow-throated sandgrouse) is the source of this 1047-nucleotide messenger RNA. RefSeq names its product transmembrane protein 116 (gene TMEM116). Gene Ontology annotation, molecular function: G protein-coupled receptor activity. Gene Ontology annotation, cellular component: plasma membrane. The transcript is spliced from 9 exons. The annotation marks the transcript as partial. Gene Ontology annotation, biological process: adenylate cyclase-activating G protein-coupled receptor signaling pathway. NCBI's taxonomy places the organism in Eukaryota, Metazoa, Chordata, Aves, Pterocliformes, Pteroclidae. The record is from RefSeq and is a predicted model, not a curated record.